AUGAUCAGCCCGGGAAAUCAGUUUACGCUUGAAGAGCUUGGAAUAGAUUUCACAGAUUUGGAGGAGGAGUAUUCGAUCGCUCCUGAUCUGUCUACAGACCAUAUUUUGCUAUUAGACCAGAUUCCGAAAUUUGAGCCUGCAAAGGAAAAGGCUUUUAUAACUCUGCUUAAAACCAAACUGAUCGGAUCCUUUGGCACAAUUCGUGAAAAUGGCAUUUAUAUUCCUAAAGAUCCCGAAACAGGAAAUUGCAAAGGCUUUCUUUUUGUCGAGCUAGAGGACGCCACUCAGGCCAAGAAUGUCCAGCAGGCGCUUCAUGGUAGAGUGUUAGACAAGAACCAUACCAUUCUGGUCCUUCCAUUUUCGGAGCUUGCAUCGAUCGCGUCAACCCCCAUCACGGAAUUCAAGUUUACACCAGAGCCAUUUACCGAAAAGGGGCACCUAAAGUCAUGGCUAUGUGAUGAACGAGCCAGGGAUCAAUUUCUUGCUCAUCAUUCCGAUUCGAUAUCCAUUUUCUGGAAUGAAGGUGCUCACCAAGAUGAGCGUGUUUUUUCACAGUCCAACAUCUCGGAUCGAUUACAAUGGUCAACUACUGGAAUUUAUCUGGCCUCUUUCCACCAACAAGGGAUUAUGAUUUCAGGCGGGCCCACAUUCCAGCCCAUAAAUCGGUUUUCCCACCCCGGGGUGUUUGCGGUUGAGUUUUCCAAAGCAGACAAGUUCAUGGUAACUUAUAGCGCCAAACCGAUUGCUGGCCUCAAUAGUAACGUGGUGAUUUGGGAUCUUUCUACCGGCAUGUUUGUGAAAACAUUUUUGUUUGAAAAUUUGAGCGAGCCCAAUGUCAAAUGGUCACACGAUGAUAAAUAUGCUGCCUUUGUCGGCAAAAACGAAGUGUUUUUGAUGAACUCCACAGACUCGUUUAAUUUCGUCAACGGGGGAAACCAAUCUUUGGGACUUCCUGCCAUUUCUGUGGUGGACAUUGCAUUCUCGCCUUCUAAAAACCUUCUUGCCUAUUGGAGCAUGGAGUAUGAAAAUACACCGGCCAAAGUUGCGGUUUUGGAGAUCCCAACGUUCAGGCUGCUGCGUAUCAAAAACCUGUUCAACAUAUCCCAUUGCAACUUGUAUUGGCAUGCUGAAUCGACAUACUUUGCGGUUUCCGUUGAUCGGUCAAAGGGAAAAAAGAGCAGCUCGAUUGAAAUCUUUCGUCUCAACGAAAAGGACGUUUCUGUGGAAUUUCUGGAGCUCAACGGGCUUCUGACCUCUUUUUCGUGGGAAAUGACUGGAGAUCGAUUUGCGACGAUUGAAAAUGACUCUGGAAAGCUUAUCAUCAAUUUUUACAACAUGAAAAAGCCCCUCAAAUCCAAGGAUUUUACCGUCACAUCCCGGUACGAAAUGGGGCUCAUCAAGUCAUUUGAAAAGAGAUCGAUUGGGUCUGUUCUUUGGAAUCCAAAGGGACGGUUUUUUGUCUUCUGUGGGCUCGAAAACAUGGCUGGAAUGUUGGAGUUUUACUCGAUCAACGAUAAAGAAGAGUUUGAAUUGCUAUCGUCGAUUGAAAACUUUAAUGCCACCCAUGCUGAAUGGGAUCCCUCGGGAAGGUUUUUCGCAACCUUUCAAUUGCAUUAUCUUUGCAAGUCCGACAACAAUUACACAAUUUGGGACUUUAGAGGCCAGACUUUGCGUCGCCAGCCCAUGGAUGUUUUGAAGAACUUUUCUUGGAGACCCAGACCAAAAAUCCUGCUUAGCCCUGAAAAGGUCAAAGACAUCAAGAAGAAUUUAAAAUCUUAUUCCGCUAUCUUUGACCAGGAAGAUCAGGCAAACAUCGUCAGUACUCAGCAAAAUCAAGAAAAGAGCAAACAAAAUCUUGUUGCCGACUGGAUUGCAUGGAAAAAGGCUGCUAGAGCCGACUGGUGUAAUAUCCUUAAUGAUCCCAACCUCUUUAACACAAAAAAAGAGCUAUCUGCAUCGACCACCGUCUCUGAGUGGGUUGAGGAGGUUCUUGAAGAAACAGAUGAGUAUUUUAAUUAA
This is a messenger RNA of Mitosporidium daphniae, 2019 nucleotides long. Its product is annotated as subunit B of eukaryotic translation initiation factor 3. Gene Ontology annotation, cellular component: eukaryotic translation initiation factor 3 complex. The transcript has a single exon. The record is from RefSeq and is a predicted model, not a curated record. Bases 1 to 2019 code for a protein of 672 amino acids. Lineage: Eukaryota; Fungi; Microsporidia. Gene Ontology annotation, biological process: translational initiation. Gene Ontology annotation, molecular function: RNA binding; translation initiation factor binding; translation initiation factor activity.